GAGAUUUCUCUCAAAAUUUGUGGGAUUUCCAGUAAAUUAUUUGCUCAUGCUUUUCUAAUUUUGAUUUCAAUUUCUGUUUGAUCUUUUUCUUGUUAAAUUUGAUACUUAAUAUUAAACAUGUCCUACUGUAAACAAAUAGGUAAAGAUCGUAUUAUUAUUUCUACUCCCGAAGAAUUAUCUCAAAAAAGCAAUAUAAAACUUCCUGAACCAAAACCUGAAGAUCGUGAGCCUGGCUUAAUCCUACCAAAUGGUGAAAUUAACUGGAACUGCCCUUGUAUCGGAGGAAUGGCGUCUGGUCCAUGUGCAUGGCAAUUUCGUGAAGCCUUUUCCUGUUUUCGGCAAAGUGAAUCAGAGAAUCGAGGAAUGGAAUGUGUAGAGAAAUUCGCAGUUUUACAAGAUUGUAUGUCUAAUUAUCCAAAUUUAUAUCCCAAAAGAGAUGAUGAUAGUGAAGAAGAUCUCAAUGCUGCUAUCGGUGUGAACAAAAAUGAUCUAGAAAAUGGAAGUUGAGCCAUUUCUUUCAAGUUAGACUUAAUUUUCGUAGUUUUGAUAUAGAAUUGUAUUUAUCAUAGACUGAUUGCUUAUGCGAUAAAAUUUAAAAUUGAACCAAAA
Messenger RNA from Tetranychus urticae (two-spotted spider mite), 609 nucleotides. RefSeq names its product mitochondrial intermembrane space import and assembly protein 40. The record is from RefSeq and is a predicted model, not a curated record. Gene Ontology annotation, biological process: protein import into mitochondrial intermembrane space. Gene Ontology annotation, molecular function: protein-disulfide reductase activity. Gene Ontology annotation, cellular component: mitochondrial intermembrane space. Lineage: Eukaryota; Metazoa; Arthropoda; Arachnida; Trombidiformes; Tetranychidae.